GACCCUCCGCUGGUGCUUUUCCGGGGGGCUCGCGCGGCCUGCCGUUGUCAUGGAGCCCGAUCCCAAAGGCGGCUACGUGCUGAGCAGCCUCGCCGAGGUGGUGGAGCGGAUCCUCGGCUUCCUGCCCACCAAGGCGCUCCUGCGGGCGGCCUGUGUGUGCCAGCUGUGGCGGGAGUGUUCCCGCAGAAUCCUGCGAACGCAGCAGAGCAUCACCUGGGUCUCUGCCCUGGAACCAGGCCCAUCCAAUACCCAUGUCCUGGUCCACGUGUUAGCUGAAGACAUUGAGAAAGUUCAAGUCCUCCCUCAGACAGUGUUGUAUAUAAUAGCAGACGCAGAGACGUUCAGUGAAAACAGAGAGUUUUGCGUCUAUGGUCUGAAGAAAGCACGGCGAAGAUACAGUAAAGAAAUCGCCGCUGCCCUGGAAAACCUGCUGCCCACGCGAUGCCAGGUGCUUGGACUUGUGACACCUGGAGUUGUAGUUACUCCCCAAGGCUCUGGCAGCCACCGUCCCUUAGAGGUCGAAGAGGGAGAGGCCGGCUUCGCCCUGCUCUUCCCCAAAAUCGAUGGGGUGAAGAUUCAGACCUUCCAUUUUUUUAAAGACCCGAAGAGGCAAACCAUCAAUGAAGAAGAGUUUGCUGAAGCAGGCCUUAAGAACAACCCCGAUCUCAGAGCCGUGCUUCUCUUUGGCUACAACACCUGGAAGUCGGGAUCGACACGGUUUCUCCGCCAAAUUGUCAAUCGCUUGAACGAAAAAAGCAUCAUCUUAGCGGGCGGAUAUGUAGAGAGCAUCACAUCCCUGACUUCAGAGAACCACAACCAGCCUGCCGAGUCGUGUGGCGUGGUGGGCCUGGCUUUCAGUGGUCCCCAGAUCCGGUGCGCCUCCGUCCUGCUGGAUCAAGACGUCACGGACGAAAAGUCGGCCGAAGCAGCCAUGCAGCGCCUCAAGGCGGCCCACCUUCCCGAGCACCACAGCCUGGCCUUCAUGUUCGCCUGCGUGGGCCGGGGGUGCCGGUUUUACAAAAGCAAGCCCAACCUGGAAGCAGACGCUUUCCGAAAAUACUUCCCAAACGUGCCCCUGUUUGGCUUUUUCGGACACGGGGAGAUCGGGUGCGACCGGAUCGUGACAGGGAAUUUUGUCCUCCGGGAAUGCAACGAGACGAAGGAUGACCUCCUGCACGGUUACACCACGGUGGUGACGCUCCUGCAUCUCGGUUCGGCUAAAGCCAAUCAAGCUUAAAAU
Protobothrops mucrosquamatus (brown spotted pit viper) is the source of this 1240-nucleotide messenger RNA. RefSeq names its product F-box protein 22 (gene FBXO22). Gene Ontology annotation, molecular function: protein binding. The transcript has 7 exons. Lineage: Eukaryota; Metazoa; Chordata; Lepidosauria; Squamata; Viperidae. The record is from RefSeq and is a predicted model, not a curated record. The coding region runs from base 50 to 1237 and encodes 395 amino acids. Gene Ontology annotation, biological process: regulation of skeletal muscle fiber development; positive regulation of proteasomal ubiquitin-dependent protein catabolic process; protein polyubiquitination.